This is a messenger RNA of Trichechus manatus latirostris (Florida manatee), 6191 nucleotides long. RefSeq names its product DENN domain containing 3 (gene DENND3). Gene Ontology annotation, cellular component: cytoplasmic vesicle. Bases 33 to 3869 code for a protein of 1278 amino acids. Gene Ontology annotation, biological process: regulation of Rab protein signal transduction. The transcript is spliced from 22 exons. The record is from RefSeq and is a predicted model, not a curated record. Gene Ontology annotation, molecular function: protein binding. NCBI's taxonomy places the organism in Eukaryota, Metazoa, Chordata, Mammalia, Sirenia, Trichechidae.
CGAGCCGGCGCUGAGCGGGGCCGCAGGGCAGCAUGGAGGAGCCCGCGCCGCGGCACCUGUCGCUGCCCUCCAGGCUGCUGGAGCUGUGCGCGCUGCUGGGGGCCUCCCGGGACAGUCUCCGCGGCGCGGAGCAGGUUGCCCAGAAGAAAGGAGUCAGAAAUCCUUCUGUCGACCCAGAGGUCCUGUCGGUUUUCGUGCCUCCGUUUGUCAGUAAGGAUGAGAGUCGAGCAGCCACUGCUGACUGCACUGCUCCAUGUAAGUCCAGACGACGCUCGUUCAGGAAGAAGAGGGAGAAACCCAGACCGGAGCACUGGAAGGGCGUCGCAGGGGACCCUGAGGAUGUUAGCAUCCCCAAUGACGUGGACCUGCUGGCCCUGCCCCAGCUCUGCUUCCCAGGAGGCGUGUGUGUGGCCUCGGAGCCAGAGGAGGACCGUGUCCACUUUCUGGUCCUGACGGACGUCUGUGGAAACAGGACGUACGGUGUGGUCGCCCAGUACUACCGACCACUGCACGAUGAGUACUGCUUCUACAAUGGCAAAGCGCACUGGGAGUCAUCCCUGCAGACCGUGAGCAUGGCCGGCUGCUUCGUGCCCUUUGCGGUGUGUGUCAUCUCCCGGUACCCGUAUUACAACGCCCUCAAAGACUGCCUCUCCUGUUUAUUGACCCACCUGAAGCUCUGUAAAGAUUUUGAAGUUGAUGAUCAUAUAAAAGAAUUUGCUGCAAAACUGUCUUUAAUACCUAGCCCACCACCGGGACCGCUCCAUCUGAUAUUUAACAUGAAACCACUGCAGAUUGUAUUUCCUUCACGAGUGGAUCCCGAAAGCCCAAUCAUUGACUUGGACCUUCACCUGCCCUUACUGUGCUUCAGUCCCGAGACGGUGUUACAGGUCCUCACGUGCAUGCUCACCGAGCAGCGGAUGGUAUUCUUCUCCUCUGACUGGGCCCUGCUGACGCUCGUGGCCGAGUGCUUCCUGGUCUACCUGCACCCACUGCAGUGGCAGCACACCUUCGUGCCCAUCCUGUCAGGCCAGAUGCUGGACUUCAUCAUGGCGCCCACCUCCUUCCUCAUGGGCUGCCACCUCGACCACUUUGAAGAAGUCAGCGAGGAAGCUGAUGGUUUGAUUCUGAUAAAUAUCGACAAUGGAAGUGUCACCUGCUCCAAGCCCUUGGAGGACAGCAUGGACAUUCCCGACGUCCCUCUGCUGGCUGCACAGACGUUCAUUCAGAGGGUCCAAAGCCUUCAGCUGCACCAGGAGCUGGACCUCGCUCACUGCAGCUCCAGCACGGAUCUGAAUGAGGGCCACGGCCGCCGGCACGCCUGGCAGCAGAAACUCAACGGCCAGAUCCAGCAGGUCACUCUCCAGCUGCUUGUCAACAUCUUCAGGGAAGUGAAGAAUCAUUUAAAUUACGAACAUCGAGUAUUUAAUAGCGAAGAAUUUCUCAAAACAAGAGUUCCAGAGGAUCAGCAAUUUUACAAGCAGGUAAGAGGUGUGGGCUGUGCAUGCAGCUUCAGUCCUUUAUGCGUCUCUGUUUCAGACAGCUUUCACAAUAAGGUUCUUCAACAUCGAUGCAUUGCCUUCUCUUUCCCCAGGAUAAACGGGAUGCUCAUCAGUCCCAGGAGACCGACCAUCGAGAAGAUGGCUUUGCGGGGGUCCUCCCCGCUGCACGUGGCUCACAGGCGGAUAGUGGUCAGCAUGCCCAACCUCCAGGACAUUGCCACUCCCGAAGUGCAACCCAGGAACUCCUCGCUCCGGAAGGUGGAUGCUGUGAGCUGUAAAGGCUGCAGCAAAGCUCAGAAUGUGGCCCCUAAAUCAAGCUACACGUUCAAGAUUCCAGAGAUUCACUUUCCGCUGGUGACUCAGUGUGUGGACGCAUACUACACUGACUUCAUCGAGCUCCUGAGUAAGGCCAUGAGCUUCCUGGGCCCGGACAGCUCGGCGCUCCUGGCCCGCUACUUCUACCUCCGAGGGCUCAUUCAGCUGGUGCAGGGCAGGCUGCUCAAUGCCCUCUUAGACUUCCAGAACCUGUAUAAGACCGACAUAAGGAUAUUCCCCGCCGACCUCGUUAAGAGGACAGUGGCAUUGAUGUCUGCCCCCGAGCGUGCCAAGAUCGAGCAGACCCCUGAGCUGAAACGGCUCAUCAACCAGGUGGUGGACAAGCCCGGGGAGGUGGCCAAGGUGGAUGAUCACGUGAAGAACUUCGAGUUGCCCAAGAAGCACCUGCAGCUGGAUGACUUCGUGAAGAGGGUUCAGGAGUCGGGGAUUGUGAAGGACACCGACAUCAUACACCGCCUGUUCGACGCAUUGGCCGUAGGGCACCAGAAACAGAUCGACCCGGAAACAUUCAGGGACUUUUACAACUGCUGGAAGGAGGCGGAGGCCGAGGCACAGGAUGUCAGCUUGCCGUCGCCGGUGAUGGAGCGUCUGGACAAAAACGAGUGUGUCUACAAGCUUUCGAGCUCCGUCAAGACCACCCACGGCGUCGGCAAGAUCGCCAUGACCCAGAAGCGUCUGUUCCUUCUCACAGAAGGGAGACCUGGCUACGUGGAGAUCUCCACCUUCAGAAACAUCGAGGAAGUCAGAAAUACCACCGCAGUCUUUCUGCUCUUGAGAAUUCCCACUUUAAAAAUCAAAAUGGUGUCCAAAAAGGAAGUCUUUGAGGCCAACCUUAAAAGCGAGUGUGACCUUUGGCACCUGAUGGUGAAGGAGAUGUGGGCCGGGAAGAAGCUGGCGGACGACCACAAGGACCCGCAGUACAUCCAGCAGGCGCUGACCACCGUGCUGCUGAUGGACGCCGUGGUCGGCACACUGCAGUCCUCCAAUGCCAUCUGCGCUGCCUCCAAACUGUCUUAUUUUGAUAAGAUGAAGAAUGAAAUGUCCGUCCCGAAAACCACCUCAGAAACACUGAAGCACAAGAUCAAUCCUUCAGCCGGAGAAACUUUUCCACAAGCCAUUGAUGUCCUGUUGUACACGCCAGGACAUCUUGACCCAGCAGAAAAAAUUACAGACGCUCACCCCAAAUUAUGGUGUGCUUUAAGCGAAGGCAAGGUGGUCGUGUUCGAUGCUUCCUCGUGGACGAUUUACCAGCACUGCUUCAAAGUGGGCACGGCUAAAUUGAACUGCAUGGUGAUGGCCGAGCAGAACCAGGUGUGGAUCGGCUCUGAAGACUCCGUCAUCUACAUCAUCAACGUCCACAGCAUGUCCUGCCACAAGCAGCUCACUGACCACCGCGCCAGUGUCGUGGACUUGAUUGUGCAGGGUGGAGAGAAGGCGCCCAGCGAGGUGUACUCGUGCAGCCGGGACGGGAUGGUGCUGGCUUGGAACGUGAGCACGCUGCGGGUCACCAGCAGGUUCCAGCUGCCGGGCUGCACCCUGAUGUCCGCCAGACUCCACCAGGGCUGCCUGUGGUGCUGUACAGGUAACAGCAUCGUGGUGGUGACAACGAAUGGGUGUCUUCGUCAAGAACUGAAAAUUGAAGAGAGCUUUUGCGAGAUGAGCACCUCCUUCCUGGGCUUCCAGCUGAUUCCCGAGCAGGAGCAGCUCUGGGCUGCCUGUGCGGCGUACAGCAAGGUCUACAUCUGGAGCCUGCAGGACCUCGCCCAGGCCCCCCAGAGGAUCCCCCUGCAGGACUGCACUGAGGUCAGCUGCAUGAUCAGGGUCAAGAGGCAGAUCUGGGUGGGCGGCAGGGGGCUGUCACAGGGACAACCCAAAGGGAAAGUCUACGUCAUCGACACCGAGACAAAGACUGUGGAUAAGGAGCUGGUGGCCCACGCAGACGCAGUGACGACUCUGUGCUCAGCCGAAGACCGAUACGUGCUGAGCGGCUCCGGCAGGGAGGAAGGCAAGGUUGCCAUCUGGAAAGUCGAGUGACCGAGGGUAAAUCCACCAGAAGUGGGUUCUGGGCACAAGAACUGCGUGCUGGAGAUGGGCCAGGAUCAGAGCUGAGAGCAGGCUCAGCCGUGGUUCACAAGUUGGGGGGUUGAUACCCGGUGAGGGGGCGCUCACCAUGGCCACUUGGCUGGCGUGGGCCCAGUCUGCUCAGUUACAAAACCGACAACCAUACACUUUCCCUCGGGCUCUUCAGCUCCUAGACGCAGCUAUACUGAAGGCAUUUCAUGUUGGGGUGCUUCGCGGGCGGCAACUAGGUCUCAUUUGGGAUUAACCCCUGCUAAGAAACAGCAGUUACCCUGCGCGCUGUCUAUACAGAGUUCCGGAAUCCACGGCCAGGGAUGCAAACCGGCGCCAGUCAGAUGGUGCUGAACCCGCCGGUGACCUGCGUUCCUCACAGCCCUGGUUUGGCCUCUUCCUCUCCUUCCUUCCGCAAACACAGACUGACCACGGGGUUUCUGGUGGGCCCUGGGUACCCUGUGGGGAGCCCCACAGCCUGCCAGGGGUUUCUUGUCUCCAGUGAGCCUUCCGAGAAGCAGAAGGGGCAUCUUAAGAGAAGCACUUUGGGGUAGAACAGGCUUGUGCCUGCCCAGGCUAUCCCCUCUUGGAGCAAGUGGCCAUGGCUGCCCCGAGGGAGGGGACAGUCCUAUGGUCAGGCUGCCCGGACGGGGGCUGGGCCGGUGGGCAAGCUGUCUCUCUUCUAAUUCAUGCAGCGUGUUUAUAAUGAAAGCUGGAGAGACUGUUUUCUCCCAAAGCUAACAAAGUCAUCUUCCAAAGGCAAAAACCCCACUGAACAUGGCCUGUGUUCCCUAGCUGCCAGUACAGCUGCCACCACAUAUGCUGACUGACCAGAUGUUCACAUACAUUUCAACGCCACUGCGUCCUGUAGACACUGUGGUACUGGGUUAUUUAAACCGAGAAAGAUCCUCUUAGCAAACACCCUCUGCACACUUUUGUUAUGAUAUUGAGACUUGUUCCUGAACUGUCCUCUGAGGACAACCCUGGUGCAGCACCAUGGCCGGUGAGCAUGCUGUGAGGGCAUGUGGCUGGCCUGCCUGCGGACACACUCGGCCGCCGCGGAGCUGCUGCCGGAUGCUCCACCCUCGCCCCGAGGGCUGACGACGCCGUCAGGCCCUGGAAGAGGCCGGGCUUCAGAAGACGGGUUUGCAGUGUCUGCAGAAGGAAAACUUUGGUCCACAGGACCCGAGCAUUUCGGAAGAUGCAGAUCACUGACCGGUAUUUUCCCUCCAGCCUUGGUGUUGGGUUGCUGCUAGCUUCUUGGGAUGGUCUGGGAAUGUGGGGCAGAGAAGGGUUAGUGGCCUGACCCUGCCCCGGAGUCUGCACUUUGGGGUGGGGGUGUGUGUGUGUGUGUGUCCCCCAGCCCAUGGAGGGAAGGCUGGCCAGCACCAGAGGUUGGGAUUUGCUUUUGUAAAAUUGGAACGUUACAGUGAGGGCCUGUCAGAAAUAUAUUUGCAAACUAAACUAUUUAAUAUCAGUGCAGAUGUAAUGAGGUGUUUGUGUUGAUAAUAAAUCCUUUCAUAUGUGCUGACAUCCACGUCUGUCCUUCGUCCAACAGAAACUGGUGGAAGGGGUCUGUGAGUAAUCCAGGGCCACUUUGAAUGUGCCCUUAGUUCACUCUGACCUCAUGCAGGGCGUCUUCAUGAAGCGCUUUCCUUUACUCCCGGUGGGUUUUCCAAGAUCUUAUUAGACAGCGAUUACAUUUGAAACAACCAGUGCAGAGGAGGACUUGUUUGCGUGGCAGGGAGAUGCUGGCACUUCCUGCGGUGAUGCCGUGAGGUUCCCAGGAGGCGAGGCAGUGGCUCACAGACACGUGAGAGCUGGUCCUGUGCCUGCAUGUCUGCAGCGGUGCCCAGUGGGGCCCUGGGCGAGGUAGGUGGGCCGGGGCCUGACCCAGGCCCAGCUGGUGACCGGGCCGUCUGUAAAAAUGAGGGUGUUCUUUCACGCAGGGAUUGAGAGAGGUCAGAGAACGUUCCGUUCCAGGCUGCUUGCUGGAUUCUUGUGCAGUGUUUAGAGAGACUGGAAAUACAAAUGAGACAGCUACUGUAGGGGGUUAAAUUGUUAGUUGCCAUGGAGACAGCUCGACUCACGGAGACCCCACGGACAACAGGACGAAACGUUCCCUGGCCCCGUGCCACCUCUGCGUCCGCUGAUGCAGCUAUCAUGUAGUGCCCGCCUGCCCAGGGGCUCACCUUCCAGCACUCUGUCGGACAGUGUUGUCUUGUGAUCCAUAGGGUUUUCCCUGGCUCGUUUUUGGGAGCAGAUCACAGGCCUUUCUUCCCAAUC